Molecule: messenger RNA, 507 nt
Organism: Strongylus vulgaris
Lineage: Eukaryota; Metazoa; Nematoda; Chromadorea; Rhabditida; Strongylidae
Source: the annotation of a GenBank genome assembly
AUGACGUGGAUUGUUAAAAUGGCCCGUAAUGGCUCAUUGAGUAAUGGUGCGGAAAGAAUGCAGAUCUAUCAGAAGAAGGAUUGGUUACGGUAUCAGUACAAGAAGACAGAAGAAGGCAAUUUGAAUAGGAUUGAACUAGAUCAAGGAAACACAGAGGAUACCUUCCGACUUCUGAACACUGAUGGAGUUGAACGCGUUUUGGAAAAUCGCAGAUGGGAAAGGGCCACGUCUCUGCUGCGUAGCAGAGCGCAGGGAGAACAGUUGAAUCGAACAGAUGGUCUUGGAGCUCUGGGUCCAUCACCUGGUCUGUGGCUUCCUUCCGAUGAAAAAGCUGUACCGUGUAGCGCAAUUCCUGUAGCAGUCGGCCAAUGUCCCCACGGAUCCUCUCCUUCUGAAGGUAAGACAUUAGAUGUUUCGCAGGGAUCUCGUGUAGGCGAUGUCCUCCAGCUCGUAAGAGACUGUCCGAAAUGGUCCGGUCCUGGAGCCGUGACUGCCUUCAUGGUCUGA